Cynara cardunculus var. scolymus (artichoke) is the source of this 1187-nucleotide messenger RNA. Its product is annotated as BOI-related E3 ubiquitin-protein ligase 1-like. The record is from RefSeq and is a predicted model, not a curated record. Lineage: Eukaryota; Viridiplantae; Streptophyta; Magnoliopsida; Asterales; Asteraceae. The transcript has 4 exons. Gene Ontology annotation, molecular function: ubiquitin-protein transferase activity. The coding region runs from base 35 to 1060 and encodes 341 amino acids.
UGCUCAGAAGAUACACCAAAUCUCACGUACAACAAUGGCGGUUCAAGCUGAAUGUUCAUCAAAUGUUCUGCUUCUUAACAGAACCAUACAGGAAGGGAAAAUCCAAAUAGGAAAUAAGUAUUCUUUGCCACCACAACCAGGCGGCGGCGUUGGCGGCGGCGGUGGUGGUGGUGGAGGACUAGCCACUACUCUUCUUGAUCAUCAAUCCAUUAAUCACACCUUAUUCAACAAUUUUCCAGUUGGGAAUUGUAGUACGAAUCAAAGGAAAAGGGGAAGAGAAGAUAUGAUGAAUCAAUUCAUGUCGAAUCUCCAUCCACAACAAUCUCAUUGUAAUCAAUUCAUGGAUGUUUCCCAGAUUCAAUCGAGAAACGUUGAUGUUUCAACUGGUCUCCGUUUAGCUUUCGGUGACCAUCAUCAACAACACUCCAUUUCUCCUCAAUCCUCUGGUUUUGCAUCUUUGUUACCGGAAGACUUAUCCAACCUAAUGAAUCAACAAGGAGAUGAAAUCGAGCAUUAUCUUCGAGUCCAGGGAGAAGAGCUUAGGCGUAAAUUAGCAGAAAAGAAGCAACGGCACUAUUCUGCGCUGAUCGGGGCGGCGAAGGAGUCGGCGUCGCGGAUGAUAAGGGACAAGGAGGUGGAGGCGGAGAGAGCCAUUCGGCGCAACGCCGAGCUGGAGGCUCGGGCAUCGCAGCUAAGCGCGGAGGCUCAAGUUUGGCAGGCAAAGGCGAGGGCGCAGGAGGCGGUUGCUGCGGCGCUACAGGCGCAGCUGCAGCAAGCCAUCAUUAGCGGAGUAGGAGGAUGUGUAUCACAGGGGGAGGAGGUGGGUGGAGGAUGCGCGGCGGGUGAUGCGGCGGAGGACGCCGAGUCGUCGUACAUUGACCCGGAUCGAGUCGUGAUGGUGAGUGGACCCGGAUGUAAGGCGUGUGGAAAACGAGUCGCCUCGGUGGUGCUGUUGCCGUGUCGGCAUCUCUGCGUCUGUACUGAGUGUGACGACGUCGUUCAAGCUUGCCCAUUAUGUCUUUCCCUCAGAAGCUCUAGCAUUGAAGUCUACAUGUCAUGAUGGGCCCCAAGAUAUCCCAAAUCUGACGAGAGGGGUAAAAUUGGAAUUUGCUAAAAAAAUGGAAAUGGAAAAUCAGAAUUUCCAAAAUGUGAGGAAUAUAUAUAAAUAUAAGUAUGAUAUUAUAUAU